GUCGGAGAGCAGAUGAAAUGACGGACCAGGCUUGGCAUAUGCGAGUUCCAGUGAAAACAGUCUUUCCGCCUCUUUCAACCUGCGCUGCCUUUUCGCAAAUACCUUGCAAACUCACCACUUUCUUGUCUUUUUCCAUCUCGCUUGCAGAGAUAUCCUAUUCAUUGAGAUCCGUGGUAUUGGACCUGAUCUCGAGAAUCACCUAAACCCUCAACUGCCAUCCCCAUACCUCGCCCUCAACAUACCAAACAUUGACAAUGGCGGAAGCUCAAACAGGCGUACCAACCUUCAAGCUCGUCUUGGUCGGUGAUGGUGGUACCGGAAAGACUACCUUCGUCAAACGCCAUCUUACAGGUGAAUUCGAAAAGAAGUACAUUGCCACUCUCGGUGUCGAAGUCCAUCCUCUAGGUUUCUCAACCAACUUGGGUCAAAUCCAAUUCGACGUGUGGGACACCGCAGGUCAAGAGAAGUUCGGUGGUCUGAGAGAUGGCUACUACAUCAAUGGCCAGUGUGGUAUCAUCAUGUUCGACGUCACCUCAAGAAUCACCUACAAGAACGUCCCCAACUGGCAUCGUGACCUCGUCCGCGUCUGCGAAAACAUCCCGAUCGUCCUCUGCGGUAACAAAGUCGACGUCAAGGAGCGCAAAGUCAAGGCUAAGACCAUCACCUUCCACCGCAAGAAGAAUUUGCAAUACUACGAUAUCUCCGCCAAGUCCAACUACAACUUCGAGAAGCCCUUCCUCUGGCUGGCUCGGAAGUUGGUCGGCAACCCUCAACUCGAAUUUGUCGCUGCUCCCGCUCUUGCACCUCCUGAGGUCCAGGUCAACCAAGAACUACUUGAUCAAUACCAGAAGGAAAUGACCGAAGCUGCGGCCAUGCCUCUGCCUGAUGAGGAAGAUCCUGACUUGUGAGCGCACAACAGCGGUCUGCGGUCGCAGUCGUAUCUCUCUUGGUCAACGAGAUCGGUGUGAAGACAGGAUUCGGGCUAGCGAGACGACAAAUAGAAGGUCGUAUUGAUUUCCCAUCAAGGGUGGGGCACAUGGGAUGGGGUGGUGUCGAAAGAGCCCAGGAAGUCCUUUUGCCCGUCAUUCGAACAGCAAAGAGGAUCGUCAACCCUGGAUGACGAAGUGAACGACGAACGAUGAGCUUGCUGAACUAAGAAUAUCACAAAAGCAAACUGCAUGAUACAGAAAGUUUCUCUUGCUCAUUCUGCGAUAGGUCUAGACUACAAUAUGAUAGCAUAGCGAGAAUGAAUUCAGUUGAAUAAA
Messenger RNA from Exophiala xenobiotica, 1265 nucleotides. Its product is annotated as GTP-binding nuclear protein GSP1/Ran. The coding region runs from base 255 to 908 and encodes 217 amino acids. Gene Ontology annotation, biological process: ribosomal subunit export from nucleus; protein import into nucleus. Lineage: Eukaryota; Fungi; Ascomycota; Eurotiomycetes; Chaetothyriales; Herpotrichiellaceae. The record is from RefSeq and is a predicted model, not a curated record. Gene Ontology annotation, molecular function: GTP binding; GTPase activity. The transcript has 5 exons. Gene Ontology annotation, cellular component: cytoplasm; nucleus.